AUGAAGCGUGACGGCGACAAGGCCAGCAUUCAAGUUGCCCUUGCAUCAGGGACGGUGCUGCAGGUGGCAACUGCCUUGGACGCCAUGGUGGCGGAGAUUUCAGAUCUUGUGUUGGAGAGGGCGGAGUUAAAGGGAGCGCUUCGACUCGCCAUCCAAGGCCGCCUUCUAAAGCCUGCUCAGACGCUAGCAGCUGCUGGCGUUCGUCACGGGGACACCUUGUCUGCAGUGGUUGUGCCCCGCUUCCGGCUAUUUAGCACAGAUUCGGCCUUCGCCGUGUUAAAGGCCGACGGGAGCGUCGUUGCCUGGGGAAAGGGCGACGCAGGAGGCUACAUUCCCGACGAGAUUGAGGCGGAUCUGGCAGGUGAUGUUCUAGAAGUGUUUGCGAACAACAGCUCAUUUGCAGCAAUGAAGACAGACGGAAGUGUGGUCGUAUGGGGUGCGGCCGAAACCGGUGGCGAGGUGCCCGUAGCCAAGCGGGAGCUCUUAAAGACUGGUGUCAAGCAGGUUUUCGCGACGUUCCGGGCCUUCGCUGUGCUCAAGGAGGAUGGGAGUGUCGUGUGCUGGGGGCUAUCUGAAUCUGGCGGCGAUGCUUCACGCGUGUCCGAGCAGCUGCGCAGUGGCGUGGUAGACCUACGUGCCGCUGGCCGUUCCUUCGCGGCUCUCAAGGAAGACGGGAGCGUGCUCUCCUGGGGGGCGGUUGAUUCGAGAGGAGUCCAGCAUGAGUUGCAGGGAUGUUGCAGGCUCUUUGCAAACAGAGAGGCUUUCGCGGCCUUAAAGACAGGUGGCAAGUUGAUCACUUGGGGGGACCCAGACCGUGGAGGUGAGAGCUCUGCAGUGCGAGGGAAGCUCGAGAGGGAUGUGGAGGAAGUGUUCGCAAGCCAAUACUCUCGGGCUUUUGCUGCUUUGAAGACCAACGGUGAGCUGGUCAUUUGGGGUGGAACAGGUCUGGACCACUCUGGUGCGGGAGGGCAGUUCGGUGGCGACGCGAAGGCCGUGAGCGAGCAGCUGCAGAGCGGUGUGAAGGAGGUCUUUUGCAACACUCGUGCUUUUGCGGCUCUGAAGUCCAACGGUGACGUCGUCACAUGGGGUCAUCCACGCUACGGGGGAGAUUGCGCAAAUGUCCAGGAGGAGUUGAGAAAUGUUCGGACAAUCUUUCCGAACCCGCGUUUGUUUGCUGCCCUGAGAAGUGAUGGAAGCCUGAUUACUUGGGGCCGGGCAUCGUCCGGCGGAGACUCUUCCACUGUGAAGGCGCAGUUGCGCUCCGGUGUGCAGUCUGCUGUGGCAAACAAGUACACAUGGAGCGGUUGUUUAUACGAUGGCUGCGAUGACUUUGCUUUUGCUGCCUUGAAGACCGGCGGAGAGGUUGUGACCUGGGGUCCGUUGGCGCGGGGCGGUGGGGGCAAUGAAGAAGUGAAGGAGCAGCUGCAAAGUGGCGUUUUGGAGAUUUGUGCCACUUCGUCUGCUUUUGCAGCUGUAAAGCUUCACGAUGUGGUGACCUGGGGCGACAUCUCGAUGCCCCGCGACGUGCGAGCAAAGUUGCUGGACGAGGCACCGAAAGGCACAGGAAAGCUCACUUCCAAAGGCAGGUUCAUGCUGGACGCCGGAAAAGGCAAAGGCGAAUUCGGCCCGAAAGGACCAUGGAAAGGCACAACAGGAGCAUUCAUGGACGCAGCUUGGAAGGGAAAAGGCAAGGUUGGGAUGCGAGAACUCAGUGAGGACGAUAGGCUCGGCGCACGUGCCAGGAGCCGAACACCAGCAAACCGGUCCUCCAAGCUUGAGUAG
Molecule: messenger RNA, 1782 nt
Organism: Symbiodinium sp. CCMP2592
Lineage: Eukaryota; Dinophyceae; Suessiales; Symbiodiniaceae
Source: the annotation of a GenBank genome assembly